AUGUGGAUCCCCUCUUACUGGAACUUCAAGUUCAGGUUGGUGGGAGGAGCCAGUCGCUGUGCAGGAAGUCUGGAGCUGAAAGUUCUUGGUGAACAGAGACCUGUGAGGAACGGUGGCUUCACCCUGAAGACAGCAGCAGACUCGGUGCGGCUGAUGAAUGGAUCCAGUCGUUGUUCAGGCAGACUGCAGGUGAAGACUAACCCGUCUGACCAGGCCUGGUCCUCAGUGUGUGAAGCAGACCUAGACCUGCAGGAUGCACAGGUGGUGUGUCGGGAGCUGGGCUGUGGGGCUCCUUCAGUCCUGCAGGAGGUGCUCUAUGGAGACGUGCAGACUCCCAGGUGGAGCCCAGAGUUCCAGUGUGGAGGCCAUGAGUCUGCUCUGCUGGACUGUAGAAGCUCAGGCUCAGCUAGAAGCAGCUGCUCACCUGGUAAAGCUGCUGGACUCACCUGCUCAGGUGAUGAGUUCAAGUUGGUGGGAGGAGCCCGUCGCUGUGCAGGAAGUCUGGAGCUGAAAGUUCUUGGUGAACAGAGACCUCUGGGGGACGGUGACUUCACCAUGAAGACAGCAGCUCUUAUCUGUGAACAUCUGCACUGUGGCUCUGUUGUUUCUGUACAACCAACUGCUGUGUCAGUUCAAUCUAUGUGGAGAAUCGACUCAGACUGUGUUCAAUCUGGAUCUGAUCUUUGGAGCUGUGUUAAAUCAUGGAGCUCCUCUCUCACCCUGAAACUCACCUGCUCAGCCAGACUCUCCUCACUCCUGUGUGUCGUCAUGUCUCUGCAGGCCAGCAGGGGGCAGACCGGCAGACCGGCAGACCGGGCGGACGCUGAGCGGAGUGCAGUGGAGGGAUGAAGUCGGUCCUCUGAACCUUCCUGCUGUGAAGACCAGAUGGUUUUUAUGAGCUUCUUACAGCAAUGAUGAAUCUCAUCACGUUCCCACAGACAGUGGAACAAGGUUCCUUUUCGUUUUGUGGACCAUGGUGAAAAAAAGAGCCUUGUUUUGCCGUAUACUGGACCACG
Messenger RNA from Salarias fasciatus (jewelled blenny), 1016 nucleotides. Its product is annotated as scavenger receptor cysteine-rich type 1 protein M130-like. Gene Ontology annotation, cellular component: membrane. The transcript is spliced from 5 exons. Bases 1 to 849 code for a protein of 282 amino acids. NCBI's taxonomy places the organism in Eukaryota, Metazoa, Chordata, Actinopteri, Blenniiformes, Blenniidae. The record is from RefSeq and is a predicted model, not a curated record.